Panicum hallii is the source of this 902-nucleotide messenger RNA. Its product is annotated as photosynthetic NDH subunit of lumenal location 2, chloroplastic. The record is from RefSeq and is a predicted model, not a curated record. Lineage: Eukaryota; Viridiplantae; Streptophyta; Magnoliopsida; Poales; Poaceae. Bases 124 to 789 code for a protein of 221 amino acids. Gene Ontology annotation, cellular component: extrinsic component of membrane; photosystem II; chloroplast. Gene Ontology annotation, molecular function: calcium ion binding. The transcript has 2 exons. Gene Ontology annotation, biological process: photosynthesis; photosynthetic electron transport chain.
GGAUAAUAUCUGUAACGCGCUGGCCUUGCCUUCCAACCUCAGAAAAGCCAUCUCCUACUGUCCAAGACACAGGCGACAAUCCUGCUCAACAGUGUCACUUGCACCUCUCCACUCAGAUUCGCCAUGGCCACGCUCGCCAUGCACCUAAUCCUCUGCUCCUCCACCUACUCGUCCCCCUCGCAGCGUCGCCGGAGGCCCCUUCCUCCCGGCGCCACCGGCGCGGGCGGCUCGGACAAGCCGCAGCAGCAGGCGCCGCCACCGCCGCCGCACUCCGCCACGCGGCGGCUGGCGGUGGCCGCGUCCACGGCGCUGGCCGCCACGGCCGCGCUGGCCGCGCGCCGGCCCGCGGCGCCCCCGCCCGCGAUGGCCGCGGAGGCGGCGUUCGUGCCCGCGCCGACGCCGCCCGGGGCCGUGCCGCGGUGGGGCACCAAGUCGUACGUGCGCGAGCGGUUCUUCGAGCCGGAGCUGACCGCGGAGGAAGCCGCCGCGCGCAUCCGGCAGACCGCGGAGGGGAUGCGCACGCUGCGGCCCAUGCUGGAGACCAUGUCGUGGAAGUACGUACUCUUCUACGUCCGGCUGAAGUCCAAGUACCUCGACAUCGACCUCACCACCGCCAUGGCCGGCGUCCCCGCGGCGCGCCGCGCCGACUACGUCCGCGUCGCCAACGAGCUCGUCGACAACAUGACGGAGUUCGAUCGCUUCGUGCGGACUCCCAAGGUCUACGAGUCCUACCUCUUCUACGAGAAGGCGCUCAAAUCGCUGGAUGACGUGGCAGAGUUCCUCGUCUGAUGUACAUAUACUGUAUAAGUAGUUCUAGGAUAUGAUAUUGUAAUUUGGCCAUGGAUGACGGUUUCGAACACAAAUUUGUUUAAAGAAUUUUUUUUCGCAACACGCGACCUCGA